AUGAAACGCUGCAUUGUUAAAUACAUCAUCAACAACUACUUGAAACGCGAAGAACAAGUAAUUCGUAAACGACACGAAAAGAAAAUGCAAAAUUUACGACGAGAGAAACGACUUUACGAUGGUACUCGCGCAAAUCCCAACAAGAUAAUUGUUAAUUUAACGGACACUCAAUUAACAAACGAUCAAUACUCUGCACUUCAGUAUGGUUUGAAAUACGGUAUUGCAUCACAACCGAAAGAUUCCGACCUGAUUUUGAUGACCUUAUUUUUUAUCAUAAUGCACUAUUUAUGUAUGACUUUCAUACAGGUCGACUUCCUCACGUAUUUGAUGAGUAUUUUGCAUUAGUAAGCCAAAAACAUAACUAUAACACCAGACUUGCUUCGAGAUCGUCAUACUCCCUUCCAAAAGUAAGAACCAACUAUGGAAAAUUUAAUAUACGUUUUGUUGGCAGUAAUGUGUGGAAUUCAAUUGACGAAAAUCUUAAGGGUCUUUCUAAAUCACAGUUUAAACACAAACUUAAAAAUAAUAUAUUGAAUUCAUAUUAGCUUAUAGCAUCAAAAUUGUCCAUUUUGAAAUCUUUAUUGCAUGUGUUUUAUUUAUUCAGUUUACCCACUAAAAUAUAUUUUGUUACUAAUCAAAUUCGCUGACUGUCUCGAUUAGCCUUUUGGUUAUUACAGUUAGCUAGUACCUUCUUUUCGUAACUUUAUCUUUAUUUUAUAUUUAUGUAUGUAUUACUACCGGUACUGAAUAAAAUUGUAUUGUAUUGUAUUGAUUGCAUCUGCUGAAAGUAUUUGGGAACAAAUUAACAAGAACGGUUGGCUAAAGAAUGGUUUUACUACAGUUGAACGAGCAAAAAACAGCUUACGUGCCUUCGUUUUCAAUGUCCUUGACUUCGACAAUCCACGCAUCCGCAAAGACAACCGGAAGAUCAAAUGUAUUAAAGACAUCCUCGAAGAUAAUGUCAUCCUCAAACCAGAUAAAGGAGAAGGCGUUGUAAUAAUCAGUCGCUCUGAUUACACAACAUCGAUGGAAACAUUGUUCUCCAACCGUAAGCGUUUCCGUGUAAUCAAGGAAGAUCCAACACCUACCAGAUUAAGCAGCGUCCAGAGAUACCUACGGAAACUCCUUGAACGUGGUGAAAUUGACGAAGCAACAUUUCAAACCAUCCGACCACAAGCAGCGAAACCGGCACGAGCCCACGGAUUACCUAAAAUCCACAAGAAGUUCGACACGAUACCAAAAUUUCGUCCGAUAGUAUAGAUACAACGGGAACAACCCACUACGGAAUCGGUAAAUUCCUGAGUCAUUUACUGCAUCCGUUAACAACAAAGGAGCACACUAUUAAGGACACGUUUGACGCAAAAUCCCGAAUUGAAUCAAUUGAUCCAGCACACUUCCAACAAGGAUUUAAAUAUGUAUCUUUCGAUGUCGAAUCUCUAUUCACCAAUGUUCCUCUCGAAAGAACAAUCCAAGUCAUCGAAAAACGCAUUUACGAUGAUAAAGAAUUGCCAACUAAAUUAAAGAGAUCUACUCUACGAAAGCUAAUACGUGACACUUGCAAGAAGACUGUCUUCAGCUGCAAUGGUCCAGUGAUGGCGAACAUUAUCCUAACCGAAUUUGAGCGCAUUGUAAUUAAUCCUCUAAUUAAUAGCGGCAUAAUUAAAUUCUAUUGCCGAUAUGUAGAUGACACACUACUACUAAUCAAACAUGACGACAUUGAUUUCCUUCUGAACGAAUUCCACUCUUUUGACCGUAAUAUACGUUUCACCUAUAUGACGUAUUUUCAGACGAACCACCACACUUUCUAGAUCUUAACCUAGAUGGCAACAAGUUUUCCACAUACCGAAAACAUACUUUUACAGGUCAAUACACUCACUUUGACAGUUUCGUACCAUGGAAACAUCGUAUUGCAUGGAUUCGCUCUCUUCUUGGUCGCAUUAACAAAAUCUGUUCACCCACGAAACUAGCCCAAGAAUUGCAAUUUCUUAAGAAAAUUGCGUCAUGGAAUGGGUAUCCUAAACGUGUUGUCUUUUCACUCAUAAAACGCUUUAACCAAAACACAACAAACGACCAAGAUAAUAACACGACAGAAUCGAACGAAACUAGACCGACGCUUUGGCUAGAAAUGCCAUACAUUGGGACGAAAGGCGAACAACUUGUACGUGCACUCAAGAGGAAACUAUUACGUUGUCUCAACAUUACGAACGUGCAGAUUAGGACGAGAGUAACAACAACUAAACUAAACUUGUUUACGAACGCAAAAGACAAAGUACCUAAACAAAACAAAUCCAACGUUGUAUACCAAUUUACUUGCCCUAAAUGCAACAACAGCUAUAUAGGCAAGACUGACCGAACGCUUCUAGAACGGGUAAAGGAACUGAUGCGUACAAAGACAAGGAAAGUGCUGUGUACAAACACUUAGACUGCCGCUACGACAAAACAUUCUUAACAUCACAAUCUAACACACAACUGACAGAACUUGUACUCUCAAACACUAAGAUCAUUGAUUCUUCCAGAAACUGGAAUUUAUUACUAUAUAAAGAAGCGCUACACAUUAAAAGACGUAAAUCAAGUCUUAAUAAUGGACUAAAAGCUAGUAGAGAACUACAGUUAUUUAAUUAAUUAACGUGCGCUGGAUGAAAGAACUACGUGAACUGCUUCAUCACGAAUAAACGCUAUUGAUUGCUUACGCACUUUUGCGCACGCCAGCUUGUUUAAAAUUGCUCACGCUUGUAAAUAUAACGACAUAUCUUGCAAAACACUGCUGAAGAUGACUGGCUGAUUUAGAUUCGAAAUAUACAGUUUUAAUAAAUUGUGUGUUAAUAUUAUGCACUCCUUAUUCGGAAUAACUUUAGUUUUAUUUUUGCUGAAAUUAUCAGCCGGAAAAGGAUUAAUUCAGUUUAAUUGUAAGCAAAUGGUCAAUGUUUCAACAAGAGCCGACCAGACUCUGGACCUGGUGAUUACCAACUUACAGUCAUUUUACGAGAAGAAUUCCGCAGAGAAAUAUCCUUGGCCUCUCUGACCACAACGUAGUUAUCGUGAACCCAAAGAAAAGACGACCCAAAUCUUGUAGCCGAAUAAUUGUAACAAUCAGGGACACACGCCUUGGUAAAAAGCGUGAGCUUGGUAGAUAUUUAACAUCUACUGAAUGGUCUAUUUUAAAUGGGGUCGAAAGUUGCGAAAAUAAACUUCAGCUAUUUGUCGAUCUUGUUCUUCUCGGUAUCAGCUGCAUUAUGCCCAUUAGAAAGACUGUCACUCCAUAUAAAUGACCCUCCAUGGAUUACGGCUGAAUUCAAAUAUUUUCUCAAGUACCAUCGCAAUCGUGUUAAUCGUGAACGUAAAGUAUGUCGUGAGAAAUUCUAUUCGUCAAAAGUCGAACAUCUUAAAAGGACAAAACCAGGUCGGUGGUGGAAAGAGGUGAAACAUAUCGCUAGUAUGUUACCUGCUAUUGGAUCAGAGGAUUUAUGCAAACAACUCGAUAUGGACAAUAUCCAUGAUAUGUCGCCUCCUGAUAUCGCCAACCUAAUUAACAAUGCGUUUUUUGAACCCAUGAAAAUUUACCAGCCACUUGCUUCUCUGCCCACUUCUCAACCAACCGACUCCUGUCUUCGACUCAACGAACGAGAAGUGUAUGAGGCUGAUCAUGUUGCACUAAAACCCGGAAAAGCGUGUGGACCCGAUGGUGCCCCGAACUGGUUUCUUAAUUAAAGAUUACGCAGAGGUUCUUGCCCAACCUGUUUGUGCGAUAUUCAACAGCAGUUUUGCAUAACAACAACUUCCUCCAUCUUUAUUUAUUUAUUUAAUAAAUAAAUAAAUAAAUAAAUUUACAUUUAUUUAUUUAAUUUAAAUAAAUAAAUAAAUUUUUGUUUUAUUUUUAUUAUUUAUUUUAUUUUUUAAUAAAUAAAUUUACGUGGUGUUUCCACAAACAAAACUAUUAUAUUACAAUAAUUUGAAGAUUUUGGGCUAGAGACCUACUAGAAAUCUUCAUAGACUUUUUAUUUUAGGUCUCUAAAUAUAUAAGUCCUGCAAUUUUGAGCGAAAUCGAUCCCGAUGAAUUUUGUGCGAUACCUAAUAAACAUUAGAGUUGUUCUUUUCGAUUACAAAAAAGCGUUCGACCUCAUAGACCAUACCUUAUUUGCUGAAAAGAUCUCCAGAUUACCUAUGCCUGCUGCAAUUGCACGUUGGACAAUCGAUUUUUUGAUGAAUCCGAGCAGAGAGUCAAACUUUCCAACGAUUGUACGUGUUUCUGAGUAGGGCGAAGUUGCCUCAGGCGUCCCACAAGGCAUGCACAAAACUAUCUAAACAGUAUCCCUGAUAUUUCGAAAUGGAAAUAUGUUGAUGACACCACCGUUGCUGAAGUUGUUUACAGAGGAGAAAGUAGCCAAGCUCAAGACGCUGUUGUGGCCGUAGAAGAAUGGUCAAGAAUUAAUAGGCUCAAACUUAAUGCUGAGAAAUGUAAGCAACUUAGAUUUGACUCUAAGUCGUGCCAACAGAUUUUUAAUCCUGUGGUGGUUUAUAGUGAACAAUUACCCGUG
Messenger RNA from Paramuricea clavata, 4535 nucleotides. Lineage: Eukaryota; Metazoa; Cnidaria; Anthozoa; Malacalcyonacea; Plexauridae. The record is from the annotation of a GenBank genome assembly.